This is a messenger RNA of Cuscuta campestris, 3541 nucleotides long. The record is from the annotation of a GenBank genome assembly. Lineage: Eukaryota; Viridiplantae; Streptophyta; Magnoliopsida; Solanales; Convolvulaceae.
GUUUAGGGUGCUCUCAAUGUUCACAUUCUCCUUGCCUGUUGUUUUGACAAAGGAUCACUAAGAAGAAAGCAAUUACGACUUACAAAUUCAGGAACUCAAAAAAAAGGUUCAAUUCAAUUCUAAAUAUAUGGUUUCCGGCGAGCAAAUGAAGAUCUCUGUUCGUGUGUUCCUUUUUCACGGAUUGAGCGAAGAGAGAAAGGCGACUGGCUAUUAGCUUUUCCCAUACUAUCUAUUCGAAGUGGAGAGCAUUGAGCACGUCUCAGUUGAAGAUUUGAGAGGAUGAAAAGAGCAAGAGGAAGCUUGGACAUUAGCCGGAAACUGAAAAUUUUGAGAAGAGAGAAGUCGUGCCGGUGGCUGCUGACGUCGUUGGAGAAAAGAGAAGUCUGACGUGCGCUAGUAGCUGCAGACAUCGUUGAAGAAGAGAGAAAUUGAUGUGCGCUUGUAGCUGCUAACGUCGAAGAAGAAGAGAGAAGGCCCACCACAUAUCACAGCCCAAUUUACCUAAACCCGGCCCGAUAAUUUUAGGCGGGAACACUGUAGCAAUUGCCCUCACACCAUUGGCCUGGCGCCACCCAUAUGCCCUCACACUGUAGCAAUUGCCCUCCUACCCAGCCCACUACUAGGCCCAAUAUCAAAUAAUCCAUUAAUCCCCUUGAGGACUCGCUCUCUCUCGACUCUCGCUCACAUCGUAACCCCCAAUCCACAAUGGCGUCCAUCGGCGCGUCGGGCAUCGCUUUCUCCGUUAGCCAUUCCCAUCGCCGCCGUACUACGCCAUCCACGACACCUCUACUCCGGCCACGCUCGAUCAAAUCCAGCCGAACUGGCUCUACCAUAUCUUGUAAAAACCCUGAACCCUCACAGCAAUCCAGAGCCCGGCGAAAUUCCGACGUUUUCCCGUCCAAACGAUUCAAUGGACUCAUUAAAGCAUCUGCUGCGCUCGGCUCUGGUCUCUUCUUGCUUUCUAAGGCGUUUCAUAAGCACUCAUUGUUUGGUAAUGGUGGGGGAGGUGGCUCCGGCGGAGGAACAGGUGGUGGAGGCGGCGGCGGCGGCAGUGAUGGUGGUGGUAAUUUCUGGUCUGAGAUUGUCUGUCCUUCUGCCAAUGCUGGGGAGGAAGAGUCGCAAGAGUGGGAUAACCAUGGAUUGCCGGCCAACAUUGUGGUCCAGCUGAUCAAGCUCAGUGGAUUCAAGAGGUAUAAACUAUCGGACAUCUGCUUCUUUGAUCGGAGUAGCGGGAAAAGAAUAGGAACUGAGGAUUCCUUCUUUGAGAUGGUGUCUCUCCGGCCAGGUGGGGUGUACACCAAGGCCCAGCUCCAGAAGGAAGUUGAAACCCUAGCUUCCAGUGGAAUGUUUGAGAAAGUUGAAAUGGAAGUGAGAUCAAAUCCGGAUGGGACAAUCAACAUCACCCUUCCUUUCUUGGAGAGCACUUGGCAGUCUGCGGAUAGUUUCACCUGCAUCAAUGUGGGGUUGAUGGCUCAACAAAAGCCUAUCGAAGUGGAUUCGGACUUGACAGAGAAGGAGAUGAUCGAGUAUUAUAAAAUGCAGGAGAGGGAUUACAAUAAGAGAAUUCAAAGGUCAAGGCCAUGUUUGCUUUCCCAGAAAGCUCAAAGGGAAAUUUUGAAUAUGAUUAUUCGUAGUGGGAGUGUGAGUGCGCGACUGCUUCAGGAUAUAAGGGACAAGGUGCAAAAGUGGUACCAUGAAAAUGGAUACGCAUGUGCGCAAGUUGUGAACUUUGGUAACUUGAACACGAGCGAGGUGGUCUGUGAAGUGGUAGAGGGAGAUAUCACUCAACUUGCUAUUCAGUUUCAGGACAAGCUUGGAAAUAUAUGUGAAGGGAACACUCAGCUCGAUGUUGUCAAAAGAGAAAUACCUAAACAGCUCCGCAAAGGAAAAGUUUUCAACAUUGAAGUUGGAAAACAAGCCUUAAGGAACAUAAAUUCUCUUUCUCUCUUCUCUAACAUUGAAGUCAAUCCACGGCCUGAUGAAAAGAAUGAGGGUGGAAUUAUUGUAGAGAUUAAGUUGAAGGAAUUGGACCAUAAGUCUGCAGAAGUCAGUACAGAAUGGAGCAUUGUGCCUGGACGUGGAGGUCGUCCGACACUGGCUUCAAUUCAACCUGGUGGAACGGUUUCGUUUGAGCAUCGGAAUAUUAAAGGGUUGAAUAGAUCAAUACUUGGUUCUGUUACUACCAGCAACUUCCUCAACCCCCAGGAUGAUCUUUCAUUUAAGCUAGAGUAUGUGCACCCAUAUUUUGACGGCGUAACAAACCCUCGUAAUCGUACAUUCCGUACAAGCUGCUUCAAUAGUAGAAAGCUAAGUCCAGUUUUCACGGGUGGGCCAGGAGUGGAUGAAGUCCCUCCUAUAUGGGUGGACCGAGCAGGAGUUAAAGCCAAUUUUACGGAGAAUUUCACAAGGCAGAGCAAGUUCACAUAUGGACUUGUGUUGGAAGAGAUUACUACGCGUGAUGAAAGCAGUCACAUAUCUGCUCGGGGUCAGAGGGUUUUACCAAGUGGAGGAAUCAGUGCCGAUGGACCUCCUACCACGCUUAGCGACACUGGCAUUGACAGGGUGGCAUUCUUGCAGGCAAACAUCACUCGAGAUAACACCAAGUUCAUAAAUGGAGCAAUUGUGGGUGAGAGGAAUGUUUUCCAGCUUGACCAAGGACUCGGUAUUGGAAGCAAAUAUCCAUUCUUCAACCGACACCAGUUGACACUCACCAGAUUUAUUCAGUUGAAGAAAGUGGAUGAAGGUGUUGGUAAGUCUCCACCGCCUGUUUUAGUCCUUCAUGGGCACUAUGGUGGCUGUGUCGGGGAUCUGGCAAGCUAUGAUGCUUUCACACUUGGGGGACCAUAUUCAGUACGGGGAUACAACAUGGGAGAGAUUGGUGCUGCAAGGAAUAUACUUGAGGUUGCUGCCGAGCUCCGGGUCCCUGUGAAAGGCACACACGUUUAUGCAUUUGCUGAACACGGAAAUGAUCUUGGCAGUUCAAAGGAUGUUAAAGGGAACCCCACAGCGGUUUACAGGCGAGUGGGCCAUGGUUCGUCAUAUGGUGUUGGAAUCAAGCUAGGUCUGGUACGUGCCGAAUACGCAGUUGACCACAACUCUGGCACUGGUACCACAUUCUUCAGGUUUGGUGAGAGGUUUUGAGGAGGAUGUGGGUUCUCAUAAUGCAAGUUCUCAAACCACAAACUUCCAAUGAUCUAAUGGAUCUCCUUAUGAAAGCCCGCGUCAUUUUGCCCCCUCUAUUUAUGGUCAAUUCGAUCUCUUCUUCGGGUAAGUGCAGCUGAGUUCCGGUCAUAUGUUUUGCAGCAAAUGGUCUCUUCUCUGGGUUCCUUGUUUUUAAAACUAGAUGUAUGUGGGAUUGACAAAACAUUUGUGUUUUUAUUUCCGGUUUCAACGGGUUAUGCGAAGAGCUAAUGUCCAUUGAGGUGAUCAAAGUAGGUUGUGGAUGUCCAUUACAUAAUUUUCAUGUUUUAUUAGAAAUAAACAAAAGGCAAAUUCAUGUGUUGCAAAUGGAGAAGGGAAGAGCUUGUGUUAUAAUGUCCCC